AUGGCCGCACGGAGCGGAGCGCUCGUUCAGCGGGGCGGGUUCGGCUCCGCCCGGCCCGGUGGGUCCCGGCUCGGUCCGUGCCCACCCGCGGGCACGGCCGCGGUGCCCACGCCGCGCGUGGAGCGUGUCCCGCGCCCGCGGGGCGGCUCUCGGUGCCGCAACCCCCGGCUCUCCCUGAACCGUCCGGGACGGAACGAAAGCCGCCCCGCGCCGCUGUCCCCGCGGUCCCGUCACCGCGGCCGGGACUCGCCGUGCGCCCGUGGGUCGCCGCGGUUGUCGCCGUGCCGGGCACGGUGCGGACAGAGCUCCGUGCGCUCUGCACCCUCCGUGGGCAGCGGGACCCGACCCCGGGACCACCCACGCUCCCCUCCUGCGCGUCACCCGCGGCGUGUCGCGCCCGGGGGUCGCCGCGUCGGGCAGGGUGCGGACAGCGCUCGGUGGGCGCUGCACCCCGGAGGGCAGCGGGACCCCGGCGGGACCCCGGCCCGGCCCAACCCCGGCCCGGCCCAACCCCGGCCCGGCCCGGCCCCGGCCCGGCCCGGCCCGGCCCGGCCCGGCUCGGCUCGUCCCGCGUGGGCGCUCCCGGCGCGCCGCAUCGAUGGCUCGGCGCUCGCUGCGGCCGCCUGGCCGCGCUCGGCGGUGGAUUGGCGCUGCCUGCCCGCCGCCCCAGAAGGCGCUGGGCUCGAACCGGGGCCGCGGCCGCUCCGCCAGGCGCUCCCCGGUGGAUCUGGAGCUGCUGCCCCGGUGACCGAGGUGUCGGAGAUGGGCCGGCGCUCCUCGGACACGGAGGAGGAGGGCAGGAGCAGGAGGAAGAAGAAGCACCGGCGGCGCUCCUCCUCCAGCAGCUCCUCGGACAGCCGCGCCUACAGCCGCAAAAAGUCGGGCAGGAAAUCCAGGUCCAGGUCGCGCUCUCGGGACCUCCCGUCCUGGUCCCAUUCCUAUGAGAAAAGGCGCAGACACAGAUCCAGCAGCAGCUCUUCCUACGGCUCCAGGAGGAAGCGCAGCCGCUCCCGAGGCAGAGGCAAAUCCUACAGGUCCCAAAGGUCCAGGUCCAAGAGCAGGACCAGGAGGUCGCGCCAGCGCUCGUACAGCCGCAGCAGCGAGAGGUCCGGCCACAGGAGAACCCCCAGCGGGUCCCGGGAGCGCCGCAGGGCCAGGGACAAGGCCAAGGACAAGGACAAGGGCAAAGGGAAGGACAAGGAGAGCCACGGCACCAAGGCUGGGGACUCUGCAAACAUCAAAGCUGGAUUAGAACAUCUGACUCCUGCUGAACAGGCCAAAGCCAGGCUGCAGCUGGUGCUGGAGGCAGCUGCCAAAGCAGACGAAGCGUUGAAGGCCAAGGAGAGAAGUGAAGAAGAAGCCAAGAGGAAGAAGGAAGAAGACCAAGCCACCCUCCUGGACCAGGUGAAGCGAGUGAAGGAGAUCGAGGCCAUCGAGAGCGACGCCUUCGUCCCACAGACCUUCAGGUCCAGCAAAGAUGUCAAAAAGUCAGCAGAACCUGCUGAGCCCCAGCAGGAGCCUGUGAAUGUGGGAGCAGGAGCCCCUGAGGCAGCUGCUGCUGAGAAGGAGCCUCCAGCUGCCAGCAUUCCCACUGCCAUCAAGUACCAGGAUGACAAUUCCUUGGCACAUCCAAAUCUGUUCAUGGAGAAGGCAGAGGCUGAGCAGAGGUGGUUCCAGAGGCUGGUUGCUCUGCGCCAGGAGCGGCUGAUGGGGAGCCCCGUGGCCUGACAGCUCCCAGGGCCAGCCCUGCCCCCUGCAGCUCCCACUGCCAGCUCUUCUUGUCUCUCAGAGAUUGGAGUGAGCUGGGCAGGCAGGGAGGGUUUCUCCUGGAUAACCAGGAAUCUUCUGUCCUGCUCCACCUGGAGAAUCAAGAAUGGCCUGCCCUGCUCUGCCUGGAUAACUGGGAGUGUUCUCUCCUGGUUCCCCUGGAUAACCAGGAGUGUUCUGUCCUGGUUCCCCUGGAUAACCAGGAAUGGCCUGCCCUGCUCUGCCUGGAUAACUGGGAAUGUUCUGUCCUGGUUCCUCUGAAUAACCAGGAAUGUUCUGCCCUGCUCUGCCUGGAUAACCAGGAGUGUUCUCUCCUGGUUCCCUUGAAUAACCAGGAGUGUUCUGCUUUGGUUCCCCUGAAUAACCAGGAAUGUUCUGCCCUGCUCCAUCUGGAUAACCAGGAAUGUUCUCUCCUGGUUCCCUUGAAUAACCAGGAGUGUUCUGCUUUGAUUCCCCUGAAUAACCAGGGAUGUCCUGCCCUGCUCCCUGUGGAUAACCAGGGAUGUGCUGCCCUGGUUCUCUGCAGGCUCAGUGCUGGAGAUGGGCAGGGCAGCACAGCCAGGGGCUUUUCCUUCUUUUGGAGGGAAUUCCUCAGGUGAAGAGCACCUGGAAACACAUGAAAUAUCAUUUUAUCUCUCCCAAUCCAGAAAAUUGUGUAGAGCCAGGUAGGAGCUGGGAGGUGAGUGGGAACUGAGCCUGGGGGCUGGGACAGUGAGGAGCCAUCCCAGGCCACCCCAUGCCCUGCAGCUGGAGAGGAUCCAGGAUCCAUCCCUUUAUCCCUUCCUGCUGUGCAACCCUGAACAUCUGGGCAGGGAAUCCUCUCCCUGGAUGUGCUCAUCCCUCUGCUCCCACUGCCCCACUCUGGUGGAAAAUGCUCCACCAUGUUUCCUUGAGCAUCUGCCACUACUGCACCUCCAAGUGGGGAAUUGUAUCAGCCUCAUCAUCUCUGUAAUUGCCAAAUGAUGGAAUGACCACACGCCUGCUUCUGGGCAGUGCCUGGUCCCAGCCCGUGCAGCUCCCUUGGGCCAGGUGGGACUCUGAAAUAAUCAAAGUUUAGUCUGAACAUCUGAAUUUAGCCUGGAUGAGCUUCCACAAAAAUCUGCCCAUCAUCCAUCUAAGUGCAGGAAAUCAACCAAGCCAAAUCAAUAAAACACAAAAGUGUUUCUUCAGCAAAGCUGGGGGGAAAUGUCACAUCAGGAGAGGGGAAAACUGAGCCCACCCCUGGCUGUGCUCCCUGGAGCUGCCCUGCAUCAGCAUUCCCCUGGGGAGCUGCUUCUUGGGGUUGUUCUCCUGCUUCUCAGAUCUGUGGUGAUAAAAAACGGAGGCUGACUCUGCAAAUGGACUUGGGUUGUUUUAUUUUUUAUUUUAGAUCCUGGGUGUGAAAGGAAAAUGUAUUGAAUUUGCAUUCUGACACAUUUUUACUUCCUUUAUGAAGUGUUAGUUUGACUUUAUCCUGCAUCAAAAUAUUCCAAGACCUUGUCUGCAGGAGAAAGUGGGAAAAAUUUUGUUUCCCUUGUUUCAUUUCAGCAUUUUUAAAUAGUAAUAUUUGUCAUUGCUGCAUUUUAUCGUAACUUUUAUGUUUCUUUCAUAGAAAAUAAAAACUGUUUGAUGUCCAUGGAA
This is a messenger RNA of Passer domesticus (house sparrow), 3387 nucleotides long. RefSeq names its product arginine and serine rich coiled-coil 1 (gene RSRC1). Gene Ontology annotation, cellular component: nucleus; cytoplasm. Bases 1 to 1728 code for a protein of 575 amino acids. Gene Ontology annotation, biological process: alternative mRNA splicing, via spliceosome. The record is from RefSeq and is a predicted model, not a curated record. The transcript has 12 exons. Lineage: Eukaryota; Metazoa; Chordata; Aves; Passeriformes; Passeridae.